Rhinichthys klamathensis goyatoka is the source of this 2936-nucleotide messenger RNA. It is a transcript of the gene smoc1, whose product is annotated as SPARC related modular calcium binding 1. The coding region runs from base 271 to 1641 and encodes 456 amino acids. The record is from RefSeq and is a predicted model, not a curated record. Gene Ontology annotation, molecular function: calcium ion binding; extracellular matrix binding; heparin binding. The transcript has 13 exons. Gene Ontology annotation, cellular component: basement membrane. Lineage: Eukaryota; Metazoa; Chordata; Actinopteri; Cypriniformes; Leuciscidae. Gene Ontology annotation, biological process: extracellular matrix organization.
AAGUGUAAGACAAACUAUUCAACCUGUAGCUCUGGAAAGGACAGUACAUCCCACGCAGUGGAAAGAGUGUAUCACUACGACUAUCGUCAUCUUGUCUGCGUUCUCUCUGGCACUAUGAAAACGCACACAUGUGAAGGAGGAACCCGCUGAGGACGAAUUUAUCUGGGAACAAACUUUUGGAAUUUCCUGCAACUUUGGGACCUUUGCCAAUUCUUAAGUUAAUCUUGUCCGUAGGCUGUCAGUUGUCUUAAUACUUCAACGUCAGACAGAAUGUAUUUCCACAAUCGGGUCCUUUUUGUGUUUUUGUAUUCCCACGCGCUACUGAUGAUGAUGUGCCUGCCACCAGCCUCAGCGCAGAAGUCCAGUGGUCCCCGGUGGCUUAUAGGGGAAAGAGAGAGCCCAUGUUCCCCUGCAUGCUCCAGGAGUCACGGCAAGCCUGUGUGUGGGUCAGACGGACGCAGUUAUGAUACCAACUGUGACCUGGAGAGGGCGAAAUGCAAGGACCGCACUCUCACCCUCGCCCACAGGGGCCGAUGCAAAGAAGCAGGCCAGACGAAAUGUCGGACUGAGAGGAUUCAGGCUCUGGAACAAGCCAAGAGGCCACAGGAAUCCAUUUUUAUCCCAGAAUGCAACGACGACGGAACAUUUGCCCAGGUCCAGUGUCACACUCUCACAGGAUACUGCUGGUGCGUGACCACAGAUGGCAAGCCAGUCAGCGGUUCCUCUGUCCAGAACAAAACGCCAGUGUGUUCAGGGUCAGUAACCGAUAAGCCACCGGGACCUCCAAGCUCCGGCAGAAAAGAUGAUGGCUCCAAGCCCACACCAACCAUGGAGACGCAUGUCGUCCCAGAAGGUGAGGAGAUUACAGCUCCAACAUUGUGGAUUAAGCAGCUGGUGUACAAAGAGAACAAACAGAACAGUUCAAACAGUAGGAAGCCAGAGAAAGUUCCCUCUUGUGACCAGGAGAGGCAGACGGCCCAGGAUGAGGCUCGGCAGAAUCCGCGGGAAGCCAUCUUCAUCCCUGACUGCGGCCUGCAGGGACUCUACAAGCCGGUCCAGUGCCACCAGUCCACUGGUUACUGCUGGUGUGUGCUGGUGGACACUGGGAGACCCAUACCUGGAACUUCUGCAAGGUAUAAAAAACCAGAAUGUGACAGUGCGGCUCGUUCUCGAGACUCAGAGAUGGAAGAUCCUUUUAGAGACAGGGAUCUGACAGGGUGUCCAGAGGGAAAGAAAGUGGAAUUCAUAACCAGCCUGUUGGAUGCCCUUACUACUGACAUGGUGCAAGCUAUCAACUCACCAACCCCCUCUGGUGGCGGGAGGUUUGUUGAGCCUGACCCAAGCCACACACUGGAGGAACGGGUGGUUCAUUGGUACUUUGCCCAGCUGGAUAAUAAUGGCAGUCACGAUAUCAACAAGAAGGAGAUGAAGCCCUUCAAGCGCUACGUGAAGAAGAAAGCCAAACCCAAGCGAUGCGCCCGCAAGUUCACCGACUACUGCGACCUUAACAAGGACAAGACCAUCUCCCUUCAAGAACUCAAAGGAUGCCUAGGAGUCAAUAAAGAGGGUAGCACUACAAGCAGCAGCAGUCAGGGGACAAGUAGGUCGUCUGGUCUGAAGACAGAAAGUUCCAGAAGAUGAGGCAGUAGGACGAAGCACAGUGGGAAGGCAUCUGUUCACUGCUGGAAGAGUUCAACGAAGGAUUCUGAGAAAUUAUUAAGAGGUUCCUCAAGAAAAAAAAAAUGAUGAAAAUGAUAUCAUGGAGCCAAAAUAUUUGCACUUUCUCCUCCCAUUGUUAGGCAUUUUAUAAUGUCAUUUGUUUGUGUUGUAAACGUUUUAUUAAUAUGACUUAAAGAUUGACAACUUAUGUCAGAGAACACAGACUGUAAGUGUUGAACAAUUAUCUGCUACCGUCCACAUUUUCAGCACAUCCACACUCACUGCUAAUCCAGACAGUAUUAUGUAGUUGUUUUUGAAUUAGUCAUUUUUAAAUGUCAAUUCAAAAAUAGAAAAAAAGCAAGCAUUCUAUUUUGGAAAUAAGCUUGUCUUUUAAAUGUCUUCUGUUUUCUGUUGUUUUUGAAAAUGUCCAUUCAACCAAUAUGUUUGCUUCUUUGUUCACCUUGGCAACGGAACUAAUGGAGCAUUAGUGAAAAAGAAAUGGAGUGAAAUCUUUUCUGUCAACAAACAUUAGCUACGGUCUCUCAGUCUUGCACCUCAGGACACUAGUAAUGUACACCCAAACAUCGCCUGAGAAUUAGCAGUAAGUUCUACAUGGUUUGCUCAGAAGUCAAGAGGUCAAAAACACUAUCACGCAAAAUUAGUUUAGUAAAUGUCACGAAACACUUAGCUUAGCUUUGCUUUCUUCAAAUGGAUUAUUCUGUAAGUAUGGUGUGUCUCACAUACUGAGCAACUGGUGUUGCUUUUUCACAAUGUUUUAUCAAAUCUUGAACAUUACAGUACAUGCAACAUUAGAUAGUACAGGGGUUUCCAAUUGCUAUAGACUGAUAAAUGCACGCAACUGGCCUAGUUUAGGAUCCAUAUUUAUAAUAUCCUUUCAUAAGAAAUACUUGAGUGUAACAUUUUUCCAUAUAUCAGUUCUUGGCAUACACUAAUAGACAAUAGUAAUACAAUUUUUUUUUUUUUUUACAUGUUCCAUGGUAUUCUUUGAAGUACUUAGGAGUGACAUGUAAAUACCAUGGAAAAUUACAAUGUAAUCAUUCAGUACCACUGUAUUUUUUUUCCAGUUUUGUUUUGUUUUUUCGCAUUUUCUUCUCUGGCUAGAAGAGGAUUUUCUAAAUCAGGAGGUUCAUGUAGGUCUUACUAUAAAUGGAGUGUGUUCGAAAGCAUUUUUUUUCUCAGCCAAUGUAAUCAGUUGUGUAGUAGUUAUGUUGCAGCAACGAAUACGAGAAAAGGGUAAUUGUUUUUAAAAAAAGAAA